AUGGAGAUGGGGAUGUGUAAAGAUGUUGUAGCAUGUGUUCAGAAACCUUCUAGCUUAAAUCAGAAAGAUGAAAUAGUAGACAGUGACUUCGAAGAGGACCAAGGCAAAAAUCCUUUAAGGCAAACGGCAGCAAAAGAAAUACAAAUGUCAGAUAAAACUGAAGAAAUUGAGAGGGAUGGCUACGGAAAUACUUAUAACAGCGAGGUAACAGAAGAAAAAAGUAAAUUAAAAGAUGAUAUGAAUCAACAAACGGAGGAAAGCGUGUCGCACAACUCUGAUGUGAAAAUAAACAAAGAGGAAAAGAAGUUCGCAGACCAUGAAAAAACAAGUACGCCUACAAGCAAAUCAGUUCCUCAAGAUUCUUGCAGCAGCAUGCUUCAUUUCUUGAAGCGAAUAGGACUAGAAAGGUUUUAUCCAAAUAAAUUAAUGUUAGUGGAUGCUAUGAGCAUUCGGGCAAUAACAACAUCUUUUAAACUGAAAGAUGUUGCAUUAAAAUUUGUGGAAAAUAUUGUAAUGAUGAAUUGUACCUUUGGUGGACAAAUGAGAAGCACUUCCAACAUCAAAACUGAAAUGAGAAAGGCAAUUGCAGGGAUGAUGAAACAAAAUAUAGGAGAGUCGGUAUACGAUAGGCUACCUAGAUGUUUGAUAGGUACAGACGAGGAAACUGCACUUUACAAAACAGCUAAAUUAAAAGCAUUAAAUGUUUUUAGACAAAUACCAUAUAUCUGUUUGAAUGUAAAAGCGACAGUGGUACCCCUUCAAGGUGUUACUUGGGCAUCUUGGAGUAAGAAACUCAAAAGUGUUAAUAAAUCAUCUCAGUACAAAAGUUUGCCCGAACAAGGUACAAUAAGGAACGAAAUGAAUGAAGAGAGAAAAAAACAAUUACAAAUAUGUAAAAACAUGGGACCAUUUAUGAAGACAUUAUUAGAUAUACUAUCAAAUAUGAUACAAUCAGACGAAGAUUGCACAGUGUUUGUUCUCUGGUUAAAACAAUUCCUCGAUCAGAGAUCAAGAUCCGUACUUCCUGGAUACUUGUCUCAGUAUCAAACUGAUUGGCAAGCUCUAAAAACAAACAGGGACAACAAAACAGAAGGUGAUGUUAUAAAAAAAUGUAAAGAGGACCUAGAAAGAACUGAAUAUAAACUAGCUGAAGCUUCGUUUGGAUUUGAACAUCUAUGUCGAGAGAUGGGUCAAAUAUAUGAAUCAAUUUAUCAAUGCCGCAGCCAAGAUACAAUUAAUCUUAAAUCUUUAGCAAAUAUGCUUCCUCUAAUAACAGCAAAACUGCUCGUCAUGGGACAACCAUUUGAAAUAAUGGACGGUGACAUCGCUAACGUGCCCCUGUGUUGGGUUAAAGCUGUUCUUCAGCAGUUGAGGACAAUACUGGGUGAGAAAAAACUUCUAGCCCUGUCUGUAUUAGGUAUUCAAAGUUCUGGAAAAUCUACACUUCUGAAUACAAUGUUUGGUCUUCAAUUUGCAGUGAGUGCAGGAAGAUGCACCAGAGGUGUUUUUAUUCAGUUAGUUCCAAUAGAUACAGCCAACACUAAAUUCGACUACAUUCUUGUCAUUGAUACAGAAGGUCUACGAGCCCCAGAACUAGCCAAUCAAAAACAUACCCAUGAUAAUGAGUUAGCAACGUUUGUUAUAGGACUUGGAGACAUAACAAUUGUCAAUAUAAAGGGCGAAAAUACAGCUGAAAUGAAAGAUGUUUUGCAAAUAGCUGUGCACGCCUUCCUAAGACUAAAAUUAACCAACGAAAAAAUAAAUCUUAAACAGACCUGCGUUUUUGUUCAUCAAAAUGUGCCAGCAUCUGACGCUAAUGACAAAAUGAUGCAAGGUAGACAAAAGUUUGUGGAAGUUCUAGAUGAGAUGACAAGAGAGGCGGCAGAACAAGAAAAAAUUGCAGAUAUACAGUCAUUCAAUCAAGUGAUAGAUUUUGAUAGUGAAAAAAAUGUUUGGUAUUUUUCAGACCUUUGGCACGGGGAUCCGCCGAUGGCUCCUGCCAAUCCUGGAUACAGUGAGAGUGUGAGUAAAGUGAAGGAAGCCAUCAUCUUUCGGCUGACAAAUGGCAGAGAAACGUAUUUGACUAUCGCAGAUACUGCUUCUCGAAUAGACGAUCUCUGGAAUGGCAUUCUGAAAGACGAUUUUGUUUUCAGCUUUCGUAACAGUCUCGAACUAAAGGCAUAUAAUAGCAUGGAUCAAAAAUAUCAAGCAAUAGCAUGGAAAUUGGAAAAGUAUGUUUUGGAAUUCAUUAAAUCUGAAGCAAAAAGCAAACUUGUCAGUUGUGUAAAUAAAGACGCUCUUGAAAUAGCAGUUCCUGCCAUUAUGAUUCAACUUACAAAAGAAGUUGACAAACAAGUUGAAGAUCUUAAUCAUGAACUAGAUCAGUUUGUUGCAGAAAGCAUACUUCAAGACAUUUUGAUCCAGUGGACACAGGCUAAACGAAAUAGACUUUGUAAUCAUGCAGAAAGUCUUAUAAUGAAAGCAAAAACAGCUGUGAAUAAUACAAAAGAAGAAUUAAGAAUACAAAAACUUCGAGUAAGUGAAAAAACUAAACAUGAAAUGGAAAUAAACAAUAUGGCCAAGGAAUUAGCUCUUCAAAUGAAAGGACAAGUACCAAGUAUAAUGGUAAUGGAGGACAAGUUCAACAGUCUCUGGAACUCAUGGAUCAAUAAUUUUACCACAAAAGACUUCACCGAUAUCGUUCCAAUUAAAGAUCAAAUCGAAUCACUACUCAUUGAGUUGUUCCCGUCAGAUGCAACAUUUAAAGAAGAUUUUAUAGAUAAAGGAUUGCGUUUACCAGACGCAAAAGCUUAUCAAAACAUGAAACACCUUGAGCAAACUUUGACGGAAAUAUAUAUUUCAACAAAGAAACAUUUGAGUAUUCGCAAGUUGUAUAUUUUUUGGCGCGAAGUGAGUCCAGAUGAAUGUAAACAUCAAGCAAUCGAUUUUGCAAAUAGAAUAUUUAGAAAAAUUGAUCUUAAGCUAGAAGAGCUCAACACCGAUGGCAUUCGAUUUGAUCCGUCAUACGUCACUGAAAUUUUGUACAUUGUUUCAGAAGAGUACAGUGAAUUCAAUCAACACACUAAAAAUGAAUGUAAAUUCAACUUGCUCGCGCCAUUUCGUGCUAUGAUUAUGAAUCAUGUUGUGCGGUAUGCAAUUAGCUUUUUUACAAGAAUGAAUGAUUCGUAUAAUAUAAAGAAUAGCCCAAAAGCACAAAUGGGAGAGUAUAAAGGCACAGCAUGGGCUUUGUUCAAAAAUACAGUUGAAGAUGCAACAGAAGACUUAAUUGCUUUUGGAUUUUUCAGAGAUGCUAUAGUGAAAGCUGUUGUAGACCAAGUAUAUGAAUGUCUCCCUAUUGAUGCACAAGAAAGUAUCCAGAUUCUCUUUGCAAAUAGGAAAUACAGUUUAAUUAAAGAUAUACUUAUUCAUUUGGCUACAGCUGAGGAUUUUCGAAAAUAUAAAUCUUUUAUUUCCGAUCCAUACAUCUAUGCCACCAGAUGGAUAAUGAAAUUAUUAAAAAGGGAACUGUUUGAGGAGAAAGCAGGAACUCAUAGUGGAUGCUUGUAUAAUCAAUUAGCGCGGAGUCGGGUGACAAAAAUAUUUUCGCAUAUUUCCAAAUGUAUAUCAGAUGCAACAAAAGACUGUCAAGGUAGAUCGUCAAGCUGUAUGCCAAAAUGGAUAGAUUCGUUUAUAUUGCAUAACUGUAAAUCUCCAGAUUUACCUUUGUCCAAUGAUACUCUGAUUCAUGUCAGAGAUAGGAAAAUAUCUAAUCUGGAUACUUUUGUCGUAAUUUUAAAUGAACAGCUUUCUGUUAUGGAAGACAUGGUGCUAGACACUUUUUCAAAUGUGAAUUCAGAUAAUGUCCAAUGGAAGAAAAAUCCUAUUUCAGAAAUAAUGGAGAGUCUAUGGGGUUGCACGGCAAAUUGUAUGUUUUGCCAUGAACCUUGUAUGAAUAGCGAUAAAAAUCAUUUAGAAGACAAAUUUCCUCAUAAAUGUUUACAGCAUCGCCCAGAAGGUAUAGGUGGUUGCAGUUGGAAUACAACAAACAAAUUGGCAGUAGAAUUUUGCAAUUAUUCAAUUACAACAGAUGCGAUUUAUAUCAGAGGAAACAAAGAGGGACCAUAUAAAAACUACAAAGAACAUUAUCCCGAUUGGGACAUUCCACCUAAUUCCGAUGUAUCAAAGUACUGGAUGUGGGUAACAUGUAAAUUUAAAGAUCAACUGAAGGAAAUGUAUAACACUGAAGCACCAGAUAUUCCCGAAAACUGGUGGUUGGUUCAAAAGGAAGAGGCAAUACAGAGUCUUUGA
This is a messenger RNA of Mytilus trossulus (common blue mussel), 4308 nucleotides long. Its product is annotated as interferon-induced very large GTPase 1-like. The transcript is spliced from 6 exons. Lineage: Eukaryota; Metazoa; Mollusca; Bivalvia; Mytilida; Mytilidae. Gene Ontology annotation, molecular function: GTP binding. Bases 1 to 4308 code for a protein of 1435 amino acids. The record is from RefSeq and is a predicted model, not a curated record.